GAACACGGCGGGAUUUUCAGACGCUGCAGACUUUUUUAUUUUUUUUUCCUCCUGGUUACGUUUCGGCUUGUUGCUCUGCUCGGUCUCCGGUUUGACAGCCAUUAUUCUUCCAAAACUCUUCAUUCUUUGGUACUGAAGACGUGUGUGGCAUUGUGGACGUGUGUCUGAAAAAGCGGUUAAGUGAUAUAUGUUUAAAAAAAAAAGCAUAAAUUGGAUUAACGGUAGCUAAGCUAAGAUAAGCUAAGCUAAGCAGCUAGCUGUCAGAGAGCUAGCUUGAUUAGCGCCUAAGUGCUGUAGGCAGGAAUUAAUGACUAUAAUUAUGUAUUAAGAGACUCUGCAGUUAAGUUUGGUUGUUGUUUGUAUUCAGUGUGACCGACUGAAUAUUGUAGUUAUUUGUAGAAUUAGACAGGUAGAGCAAAUGGACAGCCAGCAGCACCGCUAUGACUCCUGCAGUCAGGGGAGAGAGAACAAGAUGCAGAGGAAAAAGGCUUUGGGUGGAGUCGGACCUGCACCUUACACCACCUGGGGCAACGAAGAAGCGGAGAAAAAGCCCAAGUUUCCCUUAAACAUCAGAACGCUUACAGAUGAUGUGCUGGACCGAUUUGCAAGUAUUCGUAUUCCGGGCAGUAAGAAGGAGAGGACACACCUUCCCCACAUGGCCAAGCAAUCCUCCUGUGACUGGUCCACCUCCUCUGAGUUUGACGACCUGUCCUCCAGGAUCACUUCAGAGAAGGAGAUUCUUGCUCUCUUUGAGAAAAUGAUGGAGGAUAUGAACUUGAACGAAGAUAAGAGAGCUCCACUCAGAGAGAAGGACCUGAGCACAAAGAGAGAAAUGGUCCUUCAGUAUAUUGUCACAGCAGCUAAGACUGGCAGUCUGAAGAGCAGCCGCCAUCAGAUAUCUCCUCAGGAGUUUCUCAGUGAACUGAAAAGUGGAGCGACUGAUGAGAGGCUGUUUGCCUGCCUGGAUUCCCUCAGAGUCUCUCUCACCAGCAAUCCAGUCAGCUGGGUGCAGAGUUUUGGUCAUGAAGGCCUCGGACUCCUGCUGGACAUACUGGAGAGGCUGCUGCGCAAGAAACACCAAGAGAAGGUUGAUAAGAAGAGUCAGCACAAAGUCAUCCAGUGCCUAAAGGCUUUCAUGAACAACAAGUAUGGACUGGAGCGAAUCCUCGGGGAAGAGAAGAGCUUGGCACUGCUGGCCCGAGCCAUGGAUCCUCAUCAACCUGCCAUGAUGACAGACGUCGUCAAGCUGCUCUCUGCCAUCUGCAUAGUGGGAGAGGAGAACACCUUGGAGAAGGUGCUUGAAGCUAUCACCAGUGCAGGGGAGAAGAGAGAGACCAGCCGCUUCAGCCCUAUAGUCCAGGGCCUCACUGACCGCUCCGUCCAGCUCCAGGUGGCUUGUAUGCAGCUCAUCAAUGCUCUCGUUACGUCUCCUGAUGAGUUGGACUUCAGGCUGCACAUCCGAAAUGAGUUCAUGCGCUGCGGCCUGCGAGAGAUAUUGCCGACUCUGGGUGCUAUCAGAAAUGAGGCUCUGGACAUCCAGCUGAAGGUGUUUGAGGAGCAUAAAGAGGAGGACAUGAUGGAGUUUUCCCAUCGCCUGGAGGACAUCAAGAGUGAAUUUGAAGAUGUAGGAGACGUGUUUAACACGGUGUAUAGCCUGGUGAAGGGCACGGUCGCCGAGAUGCAUUUCCUCUCCAUCCUGCAGCACCUGUUGCUCAUCAGGAAUGACUAUUUUGUACGGCCUCAAUACUUUAAGAUCAUAGAGGAAUGUGUGUCGCAGAUUGUACUACAUCGCAGUGGGACAGACCCGGAUUUCUCCUACCGCAAGCGUCUGGAUGUGGACUUCUCUCACCUUCUAGAGGUGUGUGUGGAUAAGGCUCGGGCAGAUGAAUUUGAGCAGAAUGCUUUGGAGUUAGCCCAGAAGGUUGAUGAAGAGAUCAUGGAGAGACAGGAGGCCUUGGCCCAGCUCCUGAAGAAGGAGGAGAAAAUCAGUGAGCUGGAGGCAGAGAUACAGGCCUUCAGAUCUCAGUUUGGGACAGUUCCAGUGGGCAUACCUACAGUGCAGUCUGUCCCAGCCAUGUCUUCAUCCUCCUCAUCCUUUCCACCAGGACCCCCUCCUCCACCCCCUGUACCUGGGGCUCCACCUCCUCCUCCCCCGCCUCCUCCCCCACCUAUGCCAGGCUGUGCUGUCAUGCCUGGAGUGCCUCCUCCUUUUGGUGCCCCUCCUCCCCCUCCGCCUCCAGGACUAGGGGGCCUUAUGUCCUCCCCCACCCGGUACGUGCUGCCGUUUGGCCUUCAGCCCAAGAAGGAGUUCAAGCCUGAGACCAUCAUGAAGCGCCUCAACUGGUCCAAGAUCCAUCCACAGAAAAUGACUGAGAGCUGUUUUUGGGUUAUAGCCAAUGAGGACCGCUAUGAGGACGAGGAUCUGCUUGGCCGUCUAGCUCUCACCUUCGGCUCUCAGAGACCCGCUCGGCGAGAUGAGGAGGAGCUCGAGGAGAAGAAAUUCAUUAAGAAGAGAAUCAAACAGCUGAAAGUGCUGGAUCCUAAGAUCGCCCAGAACCUGUCUAUUUUCCUGGGUUCCUUCCGUUUGCCUUAUGAGGAGAUCAGGAGGAUGAUUAUGGAGGUAGAUGAGGAGCAGCUAACAGAACCUAUGAUCCAGAAUCUGGUGAAGCACCUUCCUGAGCAGGAACAUCUGAAUGCAUUGGCCAAGUAUAAACAUGAGUAUGCCAGUCUCUCCGAACCGGAACAGUUUGGGGUUGUGAUGAGUGUUGUAAAGUGCCUACGGCCAAGGCUGAACUCCAUCCUGUUUAAGCUGCAGUUUGAGGAACAGGUGAGUCACCUGAGGCCAGACAUGCUGGCGGUGAGUGCGGCAUGUGAGGAAGUGAGGAAGAGCAAAGCCUUCAGCAAGCUGCUGGAACUUGUGCUGCUCAUGGGCAACUACAUGAAUGCUGGCUCUCGCAACGCCCAGUCCUACGGCUUUGACCUCAGUUCCCUCUGUAAGUUGAAAGACACCAAGUCGGCUGAUCAGAUAUCCACGCUGCUUCACUUCCUAGCUGAGGUGUGUGAGGAGAAAUUUCCUGACGUUCUCAAAUUUGUUGAUGACUUGCAACAUGUCGACAGAGCCAGUCGAGUCUCGGCGGAGAACCUGGAGAAGAGUUUGAAGCAGAUGGAGAAGCAGAUGCUGCAGCUGGAGAAAGAUCUGGACACCUUCAGCUCCCCUGACAACCAAGAUGACAUGUUCCACAGCAAGAUGGCCAGCUUCUCCACUCACGCGAGGGAACAGUACCAGAAACUGGUCAUCAUGCACAGCAACAUGAACACGCUGUUCCAGAACAUGGUGGAGUACUUCGCCAUCGACCCCAAGAAGACCUCCGUGGAUGAACUCUUCACAGAUCUGAGCAACUUCAGAGCCAUGUUUGUGCAAGCAGUGAAGGAGAACGGGAAGAGGCGGGAGGCGGAGGAGAAGCAGAGGAGAGCAAGGGCUGCGAAAGAGAAGGCCGAACGCGAGAAGCAGGAACGACAGCAGAGGAAGAAGAGGUUGCUGGAGGUCAAUGCAGAAAAAGAUGAGACUGGAGUGAUGGACAGUCUGCUUGAAGCGCUGCAAUCUGGAGCUGCUUUCAGAGACCGAAGGAAGAGAGCACCUAGGCCCCGAGAUGAAGCAACUCAAAUGGUCAGCCAAAGGCCAGUUCUGAAAGACUGCAAUCAUGAAAACACAAAGGUACCUCUGCAAAGGUCACGGUCUCGGCAGAAUAUCAAUUUCAGCUUGGUGCGAGCCCCCACUUCCAAGGAGGCUCAUUAUGAGAGCGAGGCCCAUUCAUCUGCGGCACAGAGAUCAGCCCACCGCCCAGAGAGGGAGCAGGAGAAGGAUCGAGUGAGAGAGCGAGAGCGUGAAAAGGAGCAAACUCCCCCCAGCUGCUCAGCUAACGGAGAGACUGACGUGGAGACUCUUCUAGCCCGGCUCCGCGCUCUGUGAUGAUAACCUCACCUCCAUUACCCAAUGCUCUUUAACCUCUCCAUUCCAUAUGCAUUCAAAGUGGCCCACCAUCUCUUUUGCUCUAAUGACUACAGUCAAGCACGAGCACACAAACAGAAGAAAAGUCUUAACAGCUAACCUUUCCUUUUACAUGUCUCUGGCCUUUUUCUAUAACAGACAUGUUGUUUUGAAAGAAGUGCUGCCAUUGUGCUGGCAUUGACCAAAUAGUUCAGUUCAAGAAAUUUUUGCUUAAGCCUGGAGAUUUUUGAUGGUUGAGAAGAACACUAAGCUUACACUUCUCAGAAUGUAUAAAAGGAGACGUGCAGUUGUAGAGAGGUUUGCCUGUGUAAUUAACAGGAAAGUUAUUCUCUACCACGCAGCAGUACAGUGCUAUCAAAAUGUUUUGUGAGAUCUUAAGCAGCAAAAAGCAUUUAAAUGCUACAGCACCUUGCUUAGGUACAUGUGUGCACUUUGAAUAUAUCCUUUAUUCUAUGCAAACUCAUUAAAUAUCUUUUCAAAAAUAGUUAUAGUAAUUUUUUAAAAUUGUUUUAUGUUUUUGUUUAUGGAAUCGCUCAGCCCCAUAUGUAGUGAUGGUGGGCUCAGAGAUGUUGCAUCAGCUUUACAGUAAUUUGAUAUAUUGACAGCAGAUCAUACUAUAAUUAUUCAUGAGAUAUCAGCUCUGUAAAUUAAAAAUAUAGUUGGGUUUAGCAUUCAAUGCAUAAAAUUAAAUCAGGAAAUUGGUGCUUUUGCUGCUAACCUACGCCAUUUUCUUAAAAGUCUGUUAAAUUCCAUACAGUCUUCAUUUGACACUUGCUCAGGACCAAAAGCUCUGAAAGCAAUUUUAGAAAAACCAUGAGUAAGUCAUGUUGAGUGAUGAGUUUUUUAAUUACAUCUUUUUUUUUUUUUUUUUUUAAUAUAACCCCCCCUUUUUUUUUUCUUUUCUUUUUUUUUUCCUCUUCCCAUUUUCUCCUAAUACAGUACUUGCCCACUAGGUCCCACGCACUACCUAGUUUUUGUCCCUUAUCAUAUAGCAGCUAGCCAGCCUGAGAGUGUGAGGGCUAACAAAUGAUUUCUGUGAGAAAGCCAGCUGCUGUAUCAUUUCAAACUGCUACUUGUACAAUGUUACAGGCUAGCCAACACUCUGAAUGAUAUUCCCUUUUCUGUACAUGUGAGUGCAUACACACCUCUGAUUGGCUAAUGCAAGUCUGAUCAAUGGAGACAGAGAAUCGCCAUCACUUAUACAACAUGGCUUUUGUCACCUUAAGACAGUAUGAAUUCUGGUAUUCAGUAACAGUAACUGCUACUACAUUUGUAUUGCCCAAUCCUAACACCAGCUUUAUCUUUUUGUUAAACAAAAAUAUAAUAUGCAUGUUCAUUGUUGCGUAUGCGUGCUAAAAGGGCUACAUAAUGUAUUAGCUACAGUAAAAGAUUAUUACACUCUGCAUUUACUCAAUCUCUCUUAAUCUUUGAUACAUAUUUUGUUGUGUAGUCUCUUCUGUGAGUGAAUGAAUCUUGAAAUUAAUUGACCUGUAAUUCUCUUUCUUGUCAACAUGGUAUUAUCUUGUCUUUUCCUGAUUUAAUAAUAAUCUCAUGCAGUAUCUCUCAAAUUGAACAUGACACCGGUGAUAAAUUAUGAUUUGGAUAUUCCCUUAAAUUUAUUAAAAGCUCUGUAUUUCUUUUCUAACUUUUAUAUGUCACACAAUUUAUUGCAUAGACUUUGUGUAAAAGGUUUUUGGUAUCAUUUACAUUAAAGAAACAGAACACUGUUUUG
Molecule: messenger RNA, 5741 nt
Organism: Pangasianodon hypophthalmus (striped catfish)
Lineage: Eukaryota; Metazoa; Chordata; Actinopteri; Siluriformes; Pangasiidae
Gene: diaph3
Product: diaphanous-related formin 3
Exons: 28
Coding region: 419-3970 (1183 amino acids)
Biological process (GO): actin filament polymerization; actin cytoskeleton organization
Cellular component (GO): actin filament; cytoplasm
Molecular function (GO): microtubule binding; small GTPase binding; actin binding
Source: RefSeq, a predicted model, not a curated record